GUGAUGUUUGCUUGUAAAUCUCAGCCUUAGACUCUCAACGACAGAGUCCAAAAAUAGGAAACACAUAUAUCCGGAACUCUUCCAUCGCGCUUUUGAUUUUGGCAAGCUUCCUUAGAAGGGUGCUUGGGAAAGUUAUUGGCCUACUGUACGGGGAGGAGUCUAUGCCACUCCGAGGAAGCCCCUUUAGUUUUGAACUUCUCCUCGCCUCCUAAGACGGUGUUGGGCCACUAAGGCGGUACAUCGUUGCGAAAUUAGUUAAUUAAGUCUUGGGAGUGGUAUGGCAGGAAUGAUUCCAAAGGAUUCAUGUGGGAUAUUAUCGAACAUUGCUUUUAGAAAUAUUGGGUUUAGUAGUUUAUCAAAAAGUGAAUUAUUUCAUCGUUUUUACAGAUUUUAGUGCUUAUUUGUUAAUACUUUUCCACACAUUUUUUAUUUCUUAUUGUGGAUUGUUGUAUAUGUCAUCUUAUAUUCAGAUAAAAUCGUAAGAAACUCCAUUGAAUAGGACUACCUGUUCAUGAAAACCUAAUUACUAAAGUGAAUGAAGUUUUUGUUUUUUUAUAAUUAUUUUCCUCUAAUGAAUGUACCUUCUACUUGAAUUCAUUAAACCUUAUCUUAUACAUUUGGAGAAAAUCUUUUGAUCCUAUUUUUUUUUGUAAGAAAUUUAGCUUUCUUUUGGAUGCUUCGAAAAUCGGUUCCGUCAGAGAAGGUGGAGUGCUGCUUUGCUUAAAACUAGCCCUUUGUGAAACUUCCUCCACAAUCAUUCACUUCUCAUUUUGAAGAUAACAAAUCUAGAUCCGAUGUCUUCAUACGUGUAGUUACGAUGAUAAAUGUAGCGCUCUCUGCACCAAUUCUUGUCGUUUAUCAGUUUCCUUAAAAUGGCCUCUAUGAACAUCUUCAGAUGCUCUGAUCAACUCAAGAAAAAUUUAGCUUCACUUAAGCCCAAUUUAAUCUUCGGGGUAACUUUAGACGUACUUGUCGUAGUCUACCGCAGCGUAUCCUAGUUUAUGAAUGCCGCACCUUGUUGGCUAAAUUUCUUAUACACCAUUGUGCCUCCAUGAUGGUAUCCUCGCUAGCGUCUCAUAGAACAAAGGGGGACUAACUGCUUCUAUAUUAUACCACUAUGCGCAUCAAAUGAAAGUGCCUGUGCGUUGUUUGUGGACGGGAACAAUACAUAAAUGGAUGUGAUGGUAAAGGAAAAUCAUGGAUAAUUGUGCGAACCCAUUGUUAGGCUGGACUCAAACACAUUCUUGAAAGCGUUUCCAUAUCAUGCCAUAUCAUUGAAGGUGGUGUUACAGAUGACCUAAAACAUUCUCCGACAAAUGUAAGAAAAAGAACCCUCAUGGUAAUUAAACCCUUGGAAUAUUUCGGGAGUUGCUCUGGUUUGAUGGUUAUUGUUUUUGAUUUAUAUUCGUUUGUAUCCAAUUGUGUUUCUUGCUGGAUCAGGAACAUCUCUGCACGAAGCUCCGAAACUUCGUUUUCACGAGCAAUUCUAUUUGAUUGAAGGUAUCGUUUUGAUGUUUUAUUAAAAGCUGUCAUUAUCGUGAUUGCAUUUUGAUUUCAAAUUAAAUUCGCAAACUGCAUACAUGAUACUGGGAAAAUGGGAGCAUUCAUUUGCCUUUUUCCCUUCAUAUGCACUUAUAAAAUAAAAGGAACCUUUUUUACUAAUGCAAAAUGUGUCGUCUUCACCUGAAAAUAAAGCAGAUGAUUUACCUGCGACUACAAAAGCUCUCCUGAAAUACUUGGAUACGCGUACCCUGCAAUUAGAGGAGGAGAAGCGUCAGAUGCUUUCCGUGCUUGAGAGGCUCAAGCGAGAUGAAGCUAAACUCUUAGAUGCAUUGAAGGAGACUGAGAGAGAAAAUCCAGCCAUAGAGCAGAAAUUUAAUCAGUGAGUCUGAGAAAUAGAUGGCCUUCGUCUUUGUCAUUAUGGAAUUAUAUAAUACGAAAUCCAACAUUACAUGGGCUCCGUAGGCCUCAUAGAUCUGGUCACUACAUAUUGUAUUGUUGUUUGGAGAACGACAUGAUGGAUUUUCUUAUGACUGUUCCUCUAUCUGUCUAUCUAUCUAUCUGACUAUAUAUAUAUAUUUAUACAUAUGUUAGCUUUUACGUUGCUCCAAUUUCUUGAGGUUUCAAAGUUUACGGAUUGUUAGGCUUAGUUCUAUUACUCAUCUAAAAAGGUAGAAAGGUGUAAAGUUACUGAAAAAAAAACAAGAGUUUCUAUUAUCAUGUGGCGGAGAAGUUCUAUCUUUCUUUCCCCCAAACCCCUCUCUGCACCUGCAGUAACACAAGCUUUGCAGGGGUUGUAUGGAUGGAAGCUGCGUGGUUCGACGCCGCAUAUCAUGGAAUGCGACUACACGUUCAAGAGCUUUCCCGAAGCAUUAGAUUUUAUGCUGCGUGUGAGCCCGAUCUGUGAGCGCAUGCAACAUCACCCUUCCUGGACGAAUGUAUACAACAAAAUUCACGUAGAGUUGACUACACACGAUGCAGGGAAUAACAUAACACAGAAAGAUGUAGAUCUAGCAAGAGAAAUGAACAAGCUGUACUCUACCGUAAAUAAGUGAACGUGAAAAAAAUGAAACUGCACGGUUUUCCUUGAAGAAAAAAAGUGGUUUACCGCGAAUACCAAGCUUUCCUGUUUUGAAAAAAAGUAUAUAUAUGUAUUCCUGAAUUUUCCUUUUGUUGAUUGAUGACUUCUGCCUGUGCAUAUUGUUACUUGUUUCUAUUCUGAACUGGAUACCAGCAAUUGACCACACUGGAUCAAGAAGGCUAUGUGAUUUCAACAUGGUGUGACAACUUGUUGAGCCUCGCCCUUGGCCUCUCUGUUCCUUUGACAACCACUAA
Messenger RNA from Phytomonas sp. EM1, 2835 nucleotides. The record is from the annotation of a GenBank genome assembly. Lineage: Eukaryota; Euglenozoa; Kinetoplastea; Trypanosomatida; Trypanosomatidae.